Molecule: messenger RNA, 360 nt
Organism: Propithecus coquereli (Coquerel's sifaka)
Lineage: Eukaryota; Metazoa; Chordata; Mammalia; Primates; Indriidae
Product: NADH dehydrogenase [ubiquinone] 1 alpha subcomplex subunit 2-like
Exons: 1
Coding region: 1-360 (119 amino acids)
Source: RefSeq, a predicted model, not a curated record
AUGGCGGCUGCCGCAGCUAGUCGGGGAAUUGGGGCAAGGCUGGGCCUGCGUGAGAUUCGCAUCCACUUAUGCCAGCGCUCACCCGGCAGCCAGGGCGUCAGGGACUUCAUAGAGAAACGCUAUGUCGAGCUGAAGAAGGCGAACCCUGACCUGCCCAUCCUAAUCCGCGAAUGCUCGGAUGUGCAGCCCAAGCUUUGGGCCCGCUACGGUGAGCGCGGGACGCCGGGGAUCUGGGACUCAGGUGGGGGAAUGAGGGUUCGCAAAGAGCAGGAACUGCCCAAAGUCGUGCAGAAACCUGUGGACAAACUAGAACUCGGACUUCAGCCUUGCUAUUGGCCUUGUUGCCAGGAAGAAACUUAG